Mitosporidium daphniae is the source of this 477-nucleotide messenger RNA. RefSeq lists its product as uncharacterized. Lineage: Eukaryota; Fungi; Microsporidia. The transcript has a single exon. The record is from RefSeq and is a predicted model, not a curated record. Bases 1 to 477 code for a protein of 158 amino acids.
AUGAGCACCCGCCAUCGGAUCCGUUGGACUCCAAAAAUAAUGACACGCGACACUCUGCCGCAGGCGCAUCUUCUGUUUAUUUGCCAAUUUUUUCUUGUGGUCAUCCUUUUGCGGAAUGUAGAAAGCAAUGGUGCUCCUGCAUCAUUUCGGGUCGAAAAUGCACUCCUUCCUGUGCGUGUGGAAACAAGUGCAGCAAUUUUUUUAAAGGAUGCCACUGUACAAAGGGCUGCAGCUCUUCGACAUGCCCCUGUUUUUCAAUGCACAUGGAAUGCCACCCCAGUCUUUGCCGGAGCUGUAAAGAUAUUGCCUUGUGCAAAAAUUCAUCCAUUCAACACAGUUGGAGCAAGGUUUUUGCAAGCCUUCUUACGGGGAUUUAGGGCUUGCUUAUUGGGAAAUCCGAUAUCUCUGGCUGGGGCGUGUUUGCAGCGGAGUCUAUUGUCAAAGGCUCGUUUAUUGCAGAAUAUACUGGAGAAGUAG